CCAGUUGCUUCGUUCACUCUCACAUACCCACACUCUCUCUCACACACACAAUAAUUCCGGCCAGUUGUUGUCAGAUCCCGGCACAACCUCCCUGUACGUCCCCGCCACUUUUUUUGUGCCUUUAAAUAUACCCCACACCUAGCUCCUUUUCUCUUUACCAUAUACAUGAAGUCCUACAAACGAGAACAUUUCAUCUCUACAUACAUACAUACAUUAAGCGCACGUAACAAGCAAUAGUCAGCAGCACAGUACCUUUGCUCGCUCACAAAAGCCUCGUGUGUGUUGAGCAUCAGAUAGUGGAAGUUUGCCUAAUCUGAUUACCAAUUCCACCACCUUUUUUAUUCACCGAGGUGCACUGCGUUCUUUCGCAGAUCAAAAGCUGGUGCCUUUUUCUCUGUUUCUUGAAAGGGUCUUUUGGUUUUGUUUGUGGCGGAGGAGUUGAUGAACAGGGCGUUACCGGAGAUGUCGCACUGUCUAAACGGGCCUGGCAACUGUACGGACAUGAAUGUGCUGGAGAGGCAGAGGGCUCGCAUGAGGUGGCAGCAGAGCUAUUUUGGAGGCUGUGACUCUGGUGGAGUCUUUUUGGAGCCAAGUCAGGCGAAUCAAGUUGGGAAUUUUCAGGAUUUGGUGGUGGGCGGCGGCGGCUGCUCGGUGCUUGAUGAUGUGGUGACCCACUCAGUGAAGCCGGACCCGGGCUUGGAAAAUGGGUGGCUUGAGUUGGGCAGGUUGGAGUUGCCCAAGUUGGGGUUUGGGUCUGGUGGAUCGAUGAAUGGGAGUCCUACAGGGUUGGAGAUGAACUCUUCCAUUUCAAAGACUUCUAGCUGCCCGCCCACGGAGGCGCAAUCGGCGCCCGAAGCGAAAGGCAAAGUGUCAGUGCCGGCGGAGAAGAUGAGUUCUGCAGCUGGGAGAGACAGCUCCAAGAAGAGAAAGGCUGAUAAGAUGCAGAACACCAAGGUUUUUGCUGAAGACAACGCCAAAGACAAGAGAAGCAAAGCAUGUGCAGAAGAGGGGGAAUCAAAGAUCAACACAGAGCAAGCCAGAACCAAAAACAACACCAGUACCCCCACGACCAACAAUAGGGAGACUUCUGCUGAUUCGUCAAAGGAGAAUUCAAAAGCUUCCGAGGUUCAAAAGCCCGAUUAUAUUCAUGUCCGGGCACGUCGCGGCCAGGCCACUGACAGCCACAGCUUAGCUGAGAGAGUGAGAAGGGAAAAGAUCAGUGAGAGAAUGAAGUAUCUGCAAGAUUUAGUACCAGGAUGCAACAAAAUCACGGGGAAAGCUGGAAUGCUCGAUGAAAUCAUCAAUUAUGUCCAAUCCCUUCAACGACAAGUAGAGUUUCUGUCCAUGAAACUAGCUGCUGUGAAUCCCAGGCUUGACUUCAACAUUGAUGACUUUUUUGCAAAAGAGACGAUUCCUGCUUGCUCAGCCGAUUUUCCAACAAUUGGAUUGUCAUCCGAAAUGACUAAUCCUGCCUAUCUUCAGUUUAAUCCAGUACAACAAGUGGUGGCAUGUUGUGGGUUCGAGAUGGGGUUGAAUUCACCUGACAUGGCACUUCGAAGAUCACUCAGCGCUCCCGUAUCACUCCCCGAACCAUAUCUUGAUGCAUCCUGCUUCACACAACUCCAGCCUCCUCCAACUUGGGAUGCUGAUUUACAAAACCUUUUGAAUCUGGAAUUCCAUCAAGAAAGAUCGAUUUCAUUUCCAUACCAACCAUUUACAGGUUCCAUCGAAGCUAGCAAUUUGAAGAUGGAGAUCUGAAUAGAACCGAGUUCACUCCACAUGCUCUGAUUCAUAUUCAUUUUUUUUUUUUUAAUGUUAAAGUACAUAUCGUAUAUAUUUGUAUGUAUUCUUGUCUCAUAGUAUGAAUAAUAUCAAUGCAUGUUAGGUCAACAA
This is a messenger RNA of Juglans regia (Persian walnut), 1893 nucleotides long. RefSeq names its product transcription factor bHLH63-like. Gene Ontology annotation, biological process: regulation of DNA-templated transcription. The coding region runs from base 442 to 1758 and encodes 438 amino acids. The record is from RefSeq and is a predicted model, not a curated record. Gene Ontology annotation, cellular component: nucleus. The transcript has 7 exons. NCBI's taxonomy places the organism in Eukaryota, Viridiplantae, Streptophyta, Magnoliopsida, Fagales, Juglandaceae. Gene Ontology annotation, molecular function: DNA-binding transcription factor activity; protein dimerization activity.